Molecule: messenger RNA, 587 nt
Organism: Symbiodinium pilosum
Lineage: Eukaryota; Dinophyceae; Suessiales; Symbiodiniaceae
Source: the annotation of a GenBank genome assembly
GACAUUGCUAUGUGGAAUUUGGAAGCGGCUCCGCCCAACAUGAUGUUGGUGAUGCCGGACGAUCCGGCCAACCUGCUAAUCAUGCCUGGGCGCGAGUCGGUUGAGCUGGUGUUGUCCCAUCCUUCCAAGAUCAUCGACACAGCAGUUGUGGAGGACUCCGAGGGCCCUGCCAUUAUCGUCGGCUGCGACGAUGGCGCGCUGUAUGCUUGGGAUUUGUCCGGCCACGACAAGGGACAGAUUUACGCAGAAAUGCGCUCGCUGUCUCCCAUGGAGGUCUUUUUGCCUCCGUUGCUGCUGGUGGUGAGUGCAUUGCAGAUGGUGUCCUUUGCAUUCGGCCCUGCCAUUCCGUGGAAGGAGACAGUGAAGCAGCCCGCAACGGUGACCCAUUCAGUGAUGAUGUUGGACUUCAAAUUCACGGUCAAGAUCGACAAGGCCAUGAUCUUCUGGCCGGAGAUGAUCGGCAUCAUCCUCUUCAUCUUGCUGUUCUUGUUCUCGGCCUUCUCGGGAUUGCCUUCCGCCGCGGAUGCAACGUGCCGAAGCAUCCAGAAUUCUGCGGGCUUCAAGGUUGAGAUGGAGAACGGGGCAGG